CCUACGCCGCGUCCGACGAAGCACCACGUUAAUCUGUUGUCUCGUUAGUCAGUUAUCUCAUCAUACCGCGAUGGUUUCGACCUUUGUGCUAUUACUGACUGCUCUGGGCGUCAUCGGUGUAGUGAAAAUUAUCUCGGUGUUGCAUCGGAUGUACUUUUACUGGAGGAAGAAGGGUAUGCCUUACCUGCCAAACUCACUGUCGUCCUUCAUAGCGUCUUCGAAACUGUUUUUGGGCCGCAUUUCUUUCGCCGAUUAUAAUCAAUACAUAUACAAUUACUUCCCAAAUGCUAAAUAUUUUGGAACCAAUAAUUUCGGCGUUCCUACCAUACUUAUACGUGAUCCUGAGCUGAUUAAAGACGUAAUUGUGAAAGAUUUUGAUCACUUCCCGGAUCAUCUCACUUUCAUUGAUGAAAGCGUAGAACCGCUGUUCGGUAAGAACGUCUUCGCCUUGCGUGGAGACCGUUGGAGAGAAAUGAGAAAUACACUGAGUCCUUCUUUCACCGCCAGCAAAAUGAAAUUCAUGUUUGAUUUGAUAUCGAAGUGUUCUCACGAUUUCGUCAAUUAUCUGGUCGACCAUCCGGAGCUCUGUCAUACGAUCGAAACGAAGGAGGCCUUUCGACGAUACACGAACGACGUAAUUGCUACGGUAGCUUUUGGCAUAAGUGUAAAUUCCAUGAAGGAUAAAGACAAUGAGUUCUAUACGAAGGGAAUAGAGGCUACUACCUUUACCUCCGGACUGUUAACGACGAUUAAGAUCACGUUUUUACGCGCGUAUCCACGGCUUUCGAAACUAUUAGGUCUAACAUUUGUCCCGGCGGCAACGACCAAUUUUUUCAGAAAGGUCGUGGGGGAAACUAUCAGAGUGCGAAAAGAGCGAGAUAUCGUCAGGCCGGAUAUGAUACAUUUGCUAAUGCAGGCUCAAGAGAAGGACAGUGCCGGUGUACCCAAGAUGACACUAGACGACAUCGUUUCUCAAGCGUUUAUCUUCUUCUUCGCUGGCUUCGACACCUCGUCAACCCUGAUGUGUUUCGCUGUUCAUGAACUAGCGGUUAAUCAAGAUAUUCAAGAUCGUCUGCGCCAAGAGGUACAGCAGCAUCUUGCCGAGGGAAACGGUGAGAUUACUUACGAAGCCCUGUCGAAGAUGUCUUACAUGGAGAUGGUGGUUUCCGAGACUCUUCGAAAGUAUCCACCUCAGGUCUUCACUGACAGACUUUGCUUUAAGAAAUACGAACUGCCUCCAUCGCAACCAGGCUGCAAAAGUGUAAUCGUCGAGCCUGACGAGACACUGAUGAUUCCUGUAUACGGUUUACAUCAUGAUCCACAAUAUUUUCCGAACCCGGACAAGUUCGACCCCGAAAGAUUUAGCGAGGAGAACAAGGACAAGAUUGUACCAUACACUUAUCUACCAUUUGGUCACGGACCUAGAAAAUGUAUCGGGAAUCGAUUCGCUCUUAUGGAGACCAAGAUCCUGAUAGCACAUCUUUUACAGAAGUUUACUUUGAAGACUGUAGAAAAAACUGUCGAACCAGUGGUGUUCUGUAAAAAUGACUUUUCCUUGAAACCUAUUGGCGGUUUCUGGCUUGGUUUAGAGAAAAGAGAAGCGUGAAAAUCUUAUGCAAAGUAGAAUUCUAUAGUAUAAUUUUGUAAAAAUAUUAUCAUGUUUCCAACUUAAACAUAUUCUACGCUUUCAAAAGAUGAAGUAUAGAAUAAGAUCUAUUUGUUAAAUAUCACACUGUUAUUCAAUGCACAAAUAGUAUGAUUAAUUUAUGCUAAUGUAGAGUAAAAAAAUUGAUAAAUAUUGACAUUUGCUUAGAAUUUCGAUUCUAGGAUACAUACGCUUGUUACUUUUAAUGGGCAUGACUUAUAUAAUUAUAUAAUUUCAUGACCUGUAAAAUCUUCACUGCUCGUUCAUUGAUACAGUAGAGAUAUGAUAUAGGUAGUUGAUUAUAUAAGAACGAAUAUUAUAUCGCGCAAUCGUUUAUCGCAUUUUUUACUUUAAAACAAUUAAUUUACGUUGAAUUUUUGGGCAGUGUAUCGCAAUAUUAACAAAUGACGCAAAUGGUACCAAUAUACCAUAUGACGCAAUACACGUAUUAUGCGUAUUAUAUGCGUAUUUAUAUUUAAAAA
Molecule: messenger RNA, 2127 nt
Organism: Vollenhovia emeryi
Lineage: Eukaryota; Metazoa; Arthropoda; Insecta; Hymenoptera; Formicidae
Product: cytochrome P450 9e2-like
Exons: 1
Coding region: 71-1606 (511 amino acids)
Molecular function (GO): iron ion binding; heme binding; oxidoreductase activity, acting on paired donors, with incorporation or reduction of molecular oxygen
Source: RefSeq, a predicted model, not a curated record